Molecule: messenger RNA, 1816 nt
Organism: Echinops telfairi (small Madagascar hedgehog)
Lineage: Eukaryota; Metazoa; Chordata; Mammalia; Afrosoricida; Tenrecidae
Gene: OLFML1
Product: olfactomedin like 1
Exons: 3
Coding region: 341-1549 (402 amino acids)
Biological process (GO): signal transduction
Source: RefSeq, a predicted model, not a curated record
ACAAACACACACGCACGGAAGAAGAGUGCAAACUGUAGACUGGGAAGGGUACGUGUGUUUCCAGGGUGGUGGCAACAUGCUGGACCCAGAAAGCUCUUUGCACCAAAUCUGCCUGCAAGGCCUCCAGGGACUCUUGCGAACAGCUGGACUUGAUCACCAGCUUGCAAACUGAGCUCAUACAGCUGGUGGAAUAACAAGCGGACAUUACACCCCGCCUGUGUAAGACAGUGUUUUGAGAGGGUUUGUUACAGCAGCGGAGAGGAGCUGCCACCACUUGGGCCCCUCGGCUCUUUCUUGAGAAGGACAGCAUAUCAGAGUCCACCCCCGGGUGGUUCUCAGGAUGAUGAUGGCCUUUAGGGGAGCCUCUGCUUUCCUGGUUUUGUUCCUUGCUACUUUUCUGCCUCCGCCAAGGUGUGCCCAAGACCCAGCCAUGGUGCACUACAUCUACCAGCGCUUUCAAGUCCUGGAGCAAGGGUUGGAAAAAUGUACACAAGCAACAAGGGCAUACAUUCAAGAAUUCCGCGAGUUCUCGAAAAACAUAUCCGUUACGCUGGGAAGAUGCUUGACCUACACAAGUGAGUAUAAGAGUGCGGUAGAUAACCUGGCAACGAGAGUCGAACGUGCCCAACGGGAGGUUGACUACCUAGAGUACCUCCGAGAAUCCGACAUGUGUGUCGAAUCGGAAGACAAGAUCCUGGCAGAAACGCUGAUCCAAGAAGCUGAAGAAGAGAAGAAGAUCCGGAGCUUGCUGAAUGCAAGUUGUGACAACAUGCUGAUGGGUAUCAAGUCCCUGAAGAUAGUGAAGAAGACUAUGGGCACAGAUGGUUCUUGGAUGAAAGAUGCUGCCAGCAACUCUGCAAAAGUGUAUUUCUUAAUUGGAUCCAGAAACAACACGGUUUGGGAAUUUUCAAAUAUUCGGGCUUUCAUGGAGGACAGCACCAAGCCAGCUCCCCGGAAGCUAAUCCUAACGCUUUCCUGGCAGGGAACAGGCCAAGUGAUCUACAAAGGUUUCCUAUUUUUUCACAACCAAGGGACUUCUAAUGAGAUAAUAAAAUAUAAUUUGCAGAAAAGAGCUGUGGAAGAUCGAAUGUGGCUCCCAGGAGGGGCAGGCAGAUCAUUGGUCUAUCAGCACUCCCCUUCAACGUACAUUGACCUGGCUGUGGAUGAGCAUGGUCUCUGGGCCAUCCACUCAGGGCCAGGCGUCUAUGGCCAACUGGUCCUCACAAAAAUUGAACCUGGCUCACUGGGAGUGCAGCACUCAUGGGACACUCCCUGCAGAAGUCAGGAUGCUGAAGCCUCAUUCCUCGUUUGUGGGGUUCUCUACGUGGUCUAUAGAUCCAAUGGCCAAGGGCCCCAUCGCAUCACCUGUGUCUAUGAUCCACUGGGCAUUGUCAAUGAGGAACAUCUGCCCAACUUGUUCUUCCCCAAGCGGCAGAGAAGUCACUCCAUGAUUCACUACAACCCCAGAGAGAAGCAGCUCUAUGCCUGGAAUGAUGGAAACCAGAUCAUUUACAAACUCCAGACAAAGAGAAAAUUGCAUGUGGACUAAAGACAGCAUCCCUGUAAUGACCAACAGGAAUAAGGUCUAGAAAUGGGAUUGUCAUCUUUUUUCCAGAUGUCACUGUUUUGGGUAUCUUCCAAGAGAUUACAGGAGAGGCUCUCCUUCAGAAUUUUCCAACAGCUGCUAUCACCCAUCUAAAUCUCCUGACUUUCAAGGCCUUCCACAUUCUCAUCCUGCUUGAUGCAAGCUUUUUCUUUUCCUUCUUUCUUAGCAUUUCCUCUAAGCUCCCCCUAGAGCAGUGGUUCUCAACUUGUG